AUGGAGGAAGAAGACUCGAUUUCCGCUGAUUCACUCUCUCUCAACACUCUAGCCUCUAUUAGAUCACUCAUUAUCAACGCCGACACUUCCGUCUCGGUGAUUUCCUCGGUGUUCGAUUUCUUUACUGGUCUACUAAGCCGAGACGACUCCGCGAUUCUUCACCACGUUCUCAAGCUACUCUCCGACCUUGCUUUCCAUCGAAAGGAAUUAGCACCACAAAUCUUCGACUCGGUCCUUUCCAACUUGCUCCGCCUUCAAAACUCCGGUGCCGACGAGAGCCGAGGACGCGUCGCCGUGGAAUCGCUUGCUGUGCUUGCGUCGUUAUCCGAAAGCAACCGUAGCAUCGCCACCGCGAUUUCUAAAAUUGACGGCGAGGUGUUUGCGUCGAUCUGCCUCGGAGCUUCUGUAUCUUCUCGAUUGUGGCUACUUAGGAACGCGGAGAGGUUCUAUGUCUCGUCGUCCGUACUUUUCACAUUGUUUCUAGGGUUUAGCAAGGAUCCGUAUCCAUGUAUCAGAAAAGUAGCUCUUGAUGGACUGAUUAGUGUAUGUAAGGUUGGUGACUUCGAUCACCCCAAUGCCGUACAAUGUUGCUAUACUCGUGCUGUUGAGCUUCUUGGCGAUGCUGAAGAUAGUGUCAGAUCUUCUGCAGUUCGAGCCGUUAGUAUGUGGGGCAGAGUUUUGAUAGCAUCCAAGGAAGAGACGAACAGAAGAGAGUGUACAGAUGCUGUGUUUCUCCAGCUUUGUUUGAUUGUGAGAGAUAUGAGUGUAGAAGUGAGGGUUGAGGUCUUCAAGGCAUUUGGGAUAUUAGGGACUGCAUCAGAAAGCAUUAUAUUGCAAACACUUUCUAAAAAAGUAUUGGAAGCUGGAAAAGGGAAGAAACCGCAGAAUCAUCUUUCAAAUGAUACUGCUGAUGUCUCUGCUGCAGCUGGAGUUUUCAUUCAUGGUUUUGAAGAUGAAUUCUACGAGGUACGGGAAGCUGCGGUUGACUCCUUCCACUCCCUCUCAGUAAAUUCUAUCAAAUUCCCAGAUGAAGCUGUGUACCUAUUGAUGGAUAUGCUAUACGAUGAUUAUAUGGUUGUCAGGUUGAAAGCUUUACAGGCAUUGCAUCAUAUAGCAGACUUGGGGAACCUGAAGAUACAAGAAACUUACUUGCCCGGCUUUUUGGAUGCUAUUGUUGAUACUUCUGAUAACGUAAGACUUACGGCUAGAAACAUUCUUAAAUUGGCAAAGCUGCCUGAUCUGAAGCUGGUCAACAAAUGUGUUGAUGGUGUCCUAAAAAGUUUAGAGAUGUAUCCACAGGACGAACCUGAUAUCUUGUCUUCUCUGUUCCAUUUCGGACAAAACCAUACAAAUUUCUUACACAGUAUGGUCAAGAGAUUUAGUGAAACGUUAGAGACAUCAUCCGGAACUAAAUCUGAAUUCAACUGCCUUCAGUUAUCUGCGUCGCUGAUGCUGAUAAUCUCAGCCCCUCUCUCAAACAAACAAAGCUUCACUUCCAUACCACCUAUGGCUUUUUCAUAUUCGCUUGCAAUGCUGGGGAAAUUCUCUUGUGGACUUCAUGAUAUGAUGGACCAGGAUACGCUGUUGGCUUACUUGGCUCAAUGCGCUCUUCUUUCUGCUUCUUCGGGGACAGAAUUCAACAAAGGAGAUAUAUUUUUAAAUGCCUAUAGGCGCAGUAAUGCAGAUCUUAGUGGAAACCCUGUCCUACAACCAAACAAAGAUAUACCUGCUGAGAGCAAACACGUGGCUUCCGAAGAAGAACUGGAAAAUAGAAAUCAAGCACUGAAGUCUGUUAGCCAUAUACUGUUGAAAAUAAAGGCUGCCUGGUUAUUAUCACAAUCAGGAUGCUCGAAAGAAGCACUCCGAGCUUUGAGGGCUUGCAAACAGGAGUUAUCAACUUUGGCAGCCAAAUCUCCAAUCUCCAAUGGUGCAUUCGAAUUUGUGUAUCAAUACGUUCACAUAAUAGAACUUCUCACUCAGGCAUGGCCUCAUUUCGAAUACUCAAGACCAAUUAGCACUUGUAGAUCUGUAGAACUGGAACUACUGAUGGAAGAGGUGGAGAUAAAACUGAUGGAGAUAAGGUGUAGAUUCACAGGCAUGUCUACGGAGGUGUCACUAGUACUGGAGCUAGUAAUUUUUAGUUGCUUGUUAAGGCUAUAUAAACUUGAGAUUUGCUACCGCCUUAGCUGCAUGAAGAAGCUAUCUUCAACAGUAUCUCAAUUAGAACUUCACCAUGAACAACAAUGCACCAAACCAUCAGAUUUUCUUACUGAAACGAAGAAGUCAUUGCAUGAGAUUGGGAGCUCUGCUGAUAUAAAUUGCUGUAGACUGCUUGAUCUCAUCAAGAUGUUCAAUUGCUUCUCCCGGGAACAGUUUACGUUCUCUGGUAAUCUGCAGUGUGUCAGUGCAGAGCUAGAGGUUCCUAAUAAUGGUCCUUACAGUCCGAUUUCCUUUGUGCCUGGUCUCCCGGUGGCUAUACCGUGUGCGAUCAGGCUAGUUAAUGUGCCAAGAGAUACCUGUUUGUGGCUGAGAAUAUCCAGAAGCGAUGAAACUUGCCAGUUUGUUUACGUGGACCCAAGCCUCUACAAUGGCGAUGGGAGGGAGAAGAGGUUCAUGUUUAGUGCAGUAACUUACAUGACCCCGAGAGCUGUUGUGUUGACAUUGCGGGUUUCAAUAGGCAUAGAGUGUUUGUUUGAAGACAUUGGUUACAGAAAACAGCGUUGUCAUGGUCCCAAGCAUCCAGUGGCGUAUCUGUAUAAAGAAAGAGAAGUUCAACUAGUUUCGAGAACCUAA
This is a messenger RNA of Arabis nemorensis, 2793 nucleotides long. Lineage: Eukaryota; Viridiplantae; Streptophyta; Magnoliopsida; Brassicales; Brassicaceae. The record is from the annotation of a GenBank genome assembly.